This is a messenger RNA of Bactrocera tryoni, 3844 nucleotides long. It is a transcript of the gene Mkp3, whose product is annotated as dual specificity protein phosphatase Mpk3. Bases 1351 to 2763 code for a protein of 470 amino acids. Gene Ontology annotation, biological process: protein dephosphorylation; negative regulation of MAPK cascade. Gene Ontology annotation, cellular component: cytosol; cytoplasm. Gene Ontology annotation, molecular function: protein tyrosine/threonine phosphatase activity; MAP kinase tyrosine/serine/threonine phosphatase activity. Lineage: Eukaryota; Metazoa; Arthropoda; Insecta; Diptera; Tephritidae. The transcript is spliced from 5 exons. The record is from RefSeq and is a predicted model, not a curated record.
UGUUGGCUGUGUCGUUGCUCACAUUCGGAACAUUUCAGUCAUCGUCGCUGGUCGUGUUUUCUCGCUUAACAAAAUAUUGGUGUCCGUGUGUCGCGCUCCGUAGUUGCUUUUCAUCUUUAGUGUUCCUCUUCAAUACAAUUCGUUGAAGUUGUAAUCAAAUAUUUAUUUUAUAAAAACUGAAAUAAGUGUACAAAAUAAACGGCAAAUCUGUUCAACUACAUAAAUUCUGCAGGUGGAAUGAACGACAAGCGAGUUACAAGUGCAUGAGAGUCAAACAUUUCUUGGAUGCAAUGGAGAAAAAAGUAUCAUAAUAAAAAGGCAAAUCUCCAAAGCAAAGGUAAAGUAGGAGUGUAAUAAAUGCCAAGAUGAACGACAAAGUGUAAAAUGAGAAAAAGUGCACUUUUUUAGGCCCUUUGCAAUGAACAAAUAUUAAAUAUCUUUGCAAAAAGCCGAAACGUGAAAACAAUUGAAAGAGUGAUUCGAGUGAAUUACUGAAAUUUUGUGGUGAAAAAGUGAAGAAGAAAAGUUUUAAUUAAAAUUUAACUAAAGGCCAUACAAAUAAAGCAAACACUGCAUAUUGCGUACAGUUUGAGAGGCACUGGCAGCGCUGUGUUCAGCAGUGGUUCGUUGUUCGUUAUUGUAUUAACCAAGCCAUUACAUGAGUUGCAUGAGUAAUUGUAUGCGUUGCCAAUAAGUUGCUGUUGUUGGCAGCAAAGUAGUAAAGUGUUGUGUUGACAAUCGGCAGUGCGUCCAAAAGCAACAACUAUUUUUACAACACUACUUGUGAGUGAUUAGUGCGAAGUUUUCAUAGCCAAAUUGCAAAGUGUGUAUACAUUUUUGUUUAGAAAUUAGAAAAUGACAAAUCGCUGAUGAAUUUCGGUGAGAUAGCGAGGCUACCAAAAUAAACCGCAACUUAUGGGUGUAUGAACAAUUACAUCAACAACAGCAACAAACCACAUAAACGUGCAGAACAUAAGUGAGGGGAGUGCAAACGUGCCUCUGCAGGCGAAAUUCUUGGCAUUCGCUGCAGUGCAGUGAGCAAAACGUAUAGCGAGCGAUCACGCGAUGCGUCAUUAUUUUAGCGGUGCGCGGCUUUGAGUAAUGUAACAGAAUUAGCGCGGCGUGCAAACGAAACGCGUGUGCGCAGUGUACAAAAUUAACGUUGACUAUUGCUAGGUAAAUUUAUUAACCACAAAGCAUCGUUAUAUCUACCAUAUAGAGUUUAUUGAGAUCAAAACCAGAACCAAAAAAGUUAAUAGUUCCGUAAAAGUGACCAAACUCGUAUUUAAAAUUUAAAAUAGGCAUAAUUAAUUUCCAUUAUACAAAUAAAGUGCAAAACAAUUCUUCACUAUGCCGGAAACACAUUAUGAUUGCAUUACAAAGGACUGCCUGCAGGCUGAAUUGCGCGCCAUAUCCUCUUCCUCACACCACAGCCACACCCACCACCCGCAUAUCACAUCGUUGCUAGGGCAAAAGCUAAUCCUUUUAGACUGUCGCAGCUCGCACGAAUUCAGCGAAUCGCACAUCCGUUCGGCGGUGAAUUUCUUCAUACCCAGCAUUAUGCUGCGACGUCUGGCGAAUGGCAAAAUCGAUUUGCUAUCAACAAUUAAAUCGACAGAUCUGAAAGAGCGCAUACAGAAUGGUUAUAAAGUGAGUCUGUUCAUUUUGUACAAUGAUGCCGGCAUGCAGGAGCAGCACCCGGCCGCAACGUCGUCCGGCGGUGGAGUUGGUGAAGUGGUGGCAGCGGAUGCUCUGAAUAUUCUGUAUCGCCGUUUGAAGCAAGACGGUUGCCGAGUGGUGGUGUUGCAAGAUGGUUUUUCAAGCUUCCGUCAGGCAUUUCCCGAGUGGUGUGAGGAUGACAGCGCACAAAACAAAGAAAUGGAAUCUAGUCACAGCACACAGGCCGAUCAAUUAAUGGGACUGAGAUCUUUGCGAAUAUCAACACCGCAUUCAGACUCCACCUGCAGUAGUUCCACGGAAUCUUCCGAUUGUGAGAGCUCCACACAUCACAAUAUCAAUGAGGCACCUGUGGAGAUCAUUCCAGGCCUAUUUCUCGGCAAUGAGUCGCAUAGUUGUGAUUCACGUGCAUUACAAAAGUACAAUAUUAAGUAUGUCUUAAACGUCACACCGGAUCUUCCAAACGUCUUCGAGUCCUCCGGCGAUAUUCAGUAUUUACAAAUUCCAAUAACUGAUCACUAUUCUCAAGAUCUGGCCAUGCAUUUUCCAGCUGCCAUCCGAUUUAUAGAAGAAGCACGCUCCAAUAACGCCGCCGUGCUUGUACACUGCCUUGCCGGUGUCUCCCGCUCGGUCACUGUGACGCUCGCCUAUCUCAUGAAGACGCGCACACUCAGCCUGAACGACGCAUUCACGCUGGUGCGCGACCGCAAACCAGACGUCGCACCCAACUUCCAUUUCAUGGAGCAGUUGCAUUCAUUCGAACGUAAACUGCGUCCAGCUGGCGACGUUAGCGGCGGCAAUGGUGACAAUGAGUGCACUGCCAUGGAUGAGAGUGGCGGUGGCAGUAGCGGCGUUAGUGUGCCCUCAUGCACCGCCCAGGCGAGUUUAGGCAGCACUUUGAUGGCCGGCCGCUGUGCUGGCGAUAUGGGUUCGAAAUUCGCAUGCAAUUGCAUAGCAACGGACUGCAAGUGUAUGCAGACGGGCGGCUAUAUGGCGCAACUGGCUAAGGCGGCGACCGGUGUGUCACCCGAUUCGGGUAUUGAAUUCGAUCGGUGGACGCCGACUAGCGAUACGGGCCUGAAAUGAGAUCAACUUGUGGGAAAAAGUUUCGUGUUGCCGCCGAGCAUUGUGGAGCCGCCAGUGGCGCACAACGCCGACAAUGUGUCACCAGCUUCGACUACCUCCUCCUCCACAUCGACAACAACCACGGCAGAGGCGGUGUCGGUGGUCGAAGUGGUGCCGAGCGUCGACGAACGAUAAAAGGCAGCGACGAGGCGUGCAGAAAGGGACACAGAGGCGGACACACUGCUAUUGGUCGUUGAGAUGGUGUGUCGUAAGCACGCGAAACUUUUUUCCUACAGGUCUGGUGGUGGAGCCAACAACAACAACAAAUGAAACUACAAAAGCAGCACAAACGCUGAGCCGAAGGCGGCUAAAUCGCAUAAACCAUACAAACAAACAUUUAUCACAAAGCAGCGACAUAAAUCUUGACAAUGUGAAUGAAAACAAUCGUGUCAUUUCAGUGAAGCUGCGACAAAAUAUAUACAUACCUAUGUUGUUUGCUAACCUUUUUUUAUAAAAAUUAGUCUAAAUAAUGAAUAUCGUUUUGUAUUUAAAUAUAAAAUUAAAUUUUAAAAAAUAUUUGCUUCCUUUUAUAUGUAAGUCGUAUAACUUUUUAGAUGGAAAUCAAAGAAAAUAGCACAAAUAACGGUUAUUUAGAGUUUAGCUGUACAAGUAUUUAUAAAAUACCAGCUUCGCACGCAUUACAUAACAUAUGCCAACAAAAAUCAUCGCAAACAUAUUAAAUAUAAAUAUAAGGUGAUCAACUGCAGAAGAAACAAAUAUUCGAAGAUAAAAAUAAUAAUGCAAGAGUAAUCUGUACCAAAAGCAUUCAAGCAUAAAUUUACAAAUGUUUAAUAUUUUCAUUUUUUUUUAUAAUUUUGUAUUCAAAUGAACUGUAACACAAAUCCCACAAUCUAGCUUAAGCCAGUAAUGUACGUAUAUACAUUGUUAUGUUAAGUUUUGUACGUAAUGUAGGCAAAAACUUCAUGCUAAUUAACGUCAGUAAGACACACAAAUUACAACAACAAAACAGAAUUCCUGAUUUAUGUCAAAGCUCAAGGAGCUGCAUUCACAAAAACACACACACACAUACAUAUAUAUAUAA